CUUAGGGCUUUCUAACUGAAAUGGCAAAGCAGCAAGAACAUUCCAACCCCACCCUCCUCUACCCAGGACUCCCCUGAAGACUCAGUCAGCUCCCUGGGCGGGGCUCGAAGUGGGCUAAAGGCUGACCAAGUGAGUCUGGGAAAAUGGGAGUGGGGGAGCAUUCAGAGGUCUAAGUGUACAGCGCUGGCUGCUACAGAGUGAGGCCGGGCUGGAGCUGUUGGGUCCCUUCUCAGGUACAACCUAGUGGACCUUUAAAUAGGAAAAUGGGGCAGGAUGGGGAGGAGUGUUUGAAUGUGAACAGGAGCUGGGACACACAGAUGUGCAUAAAAGUGUGUUCAGUUGUGUAUCCAGGCCAGCAUGCAGACUCCACUCAUGUAUGCGCACAUGAGUGUGUGUCUAGGAGUGUAAACAUACAGAAGUGUACAUACCGGGCAUCCUAGAAACCCAGAAAGUAGUUUGAGUAGGGGGUGAGGAAGGCCCUCCAAACUUGGGUGGAGUGGGGAGGGUGUACCGCCCUUAGGAAAACAGCGGCAUGGGGUCAGGUUACUCAAGAACUGAGCAUCAGAUCUCUCCAGCAGCAGCUGGCCUAUGGAGGGAGUGUCCUAGAAAGCCUUGGGCUUCCCGAGCCACUGGGUGAGGGGUUUCAACUUUCUCAACCGGAGCGGAAGUUUGUCCUCUACUUCCUUCUGUAGCACUUGGCUUCCCUGCUGGCCUCAGGAAUCUGGGUAUUCAUUCCCCAGGCCUGUUCCAGGAAGCCUUCCCCUGUCAACUGUAAGGUGGUCUCUUUGAGGUCCAGAGAUUUCUGGGCUGCGGGUGUCUAGGGCAACCUGAGAUGGUGCUGUCCCAGGAUGGCGUUUUGACAUUCUGCAUACAUUUCUGGCGUGGACGAGAGCCUGGGCGGUGGCUGGGGGCGGCGCAAGGGCGGAAGGCGGCCUCAGAGGCCCCUGGCGGCAGAGAAAGGUGGCCGGCGGCCAGCCCCGCCCCGUCCCCACCUGUGUGUGCUCAGCCAGCGGCCCGCACGCACAGAGGGAUAAAAGGUCGCAGUCUGUCUGAGGUCAGCGAGUUCCCUGCUUCUCCUCGUCCACCCCGUCCAGCUAGCCGCGUCCAGCCGCUAUGUCCAUCCACUUCAGCUCUCGCUCCACCACCUUCCCGGGCCGAGGUGCCCAGAUGCGCCUGAGCUCGGGCCGCACCGGCAGCUUCGGCAGCAGCAGCCUCUAUGGCCUGGGCACCUCUAGGCCGCGCAUGGCGGUGCGCUCCGCUUACGGGAGCCCGGUGGGCGCUGGCAUCCGAGAGAUCACUAUCAAUCAGAACUUGCUGGCACCGCUGAGGGUCGACAUCGACCCCACCAUCCAGCAGGUGCGCCAGGAGGAACGUGAGCAGAUCAAGACCCUCAACAACAAAUUUGCCUCCUUCAUCGACAAGGUACGCUUCCUGGAGCAGCAGAACAAGAUGCUGGAGACCAAGUGGGCCCUGCUGCAGGAACAGAAGUCAGCCAAGAGCAGCCAGCUUCCCCGGAUCUUUGAGACCCAGAUUGCGGGGCUGCGGCAGCAGCUUGAGGCGCUGCAGCUGGAUGGGGGCCGCCUGGAGGCUGAACUGCGAAGCGUGCAGGAUGUGGUGGAAGAGUACAAGAAUAAGUAUGAAGAGGAAAUCAAUGGGCGCACGGCUGCUGAGAAUGAGUUUGUGCUGCUGAAGAAGGACGUGGAUGCUGCCUAUAUGAACAAGGUGGAGUUGGAGGCCAAGGUGGAUAGUCUGAAUGAUGAGAUCAGCUUUCUCAAGACCCUUAAUGAGACGGAGUUAGCAGAGCUGCAGUCUCAGAUCUCAGACACGUCUGUGGUGCUGUCCAUGGACAACAACCGCUCCCUGGACUUGGAUGGAAUCAUUGCUGAGGUUAAGGCCCAGUAUGACGAGAUGGCUAACCAUAGCCGGGCUGAGGCUGAAGCCUGGUACCAGACCAAGUUUGAGACCCUCCAGGCCCAGGCCGGGAAGCAUGGGGAUGACCUCCGCAACACCCGGAAUGAGAUUGCGGAGAUGAACCGUACCAUCCAGAGGCUGCAGGCUGAGAUUGACACCAUGAAGAACCAGCGUGCCAAGUUGGAGGCCAGCAUUGCUGAGGCUGAGGAGCGUGGGGAGCUAGCACUCAAGGAUGCUCAUGCCAAGCAGGAGGAGCUGGAGGCCGCUCUGCAGCAGGCCAAACAGGAUAUGGCGCGGCAGCUGCGAGAGUACCAGGAGCUCAUGAAUGUCAAGCUGGCGCUGGACAUCGAGAUCGCCACCUACCGCAAGCUGCUGGAGGGCGAGGAGAGCCGGUUGUCUGGAGAUGGAAUGGGCCCUGUGAACAUCUCUGUAGUGAAUUCCACGGGCGGCAGUGGCAGCAGGCUCCUCUUCGGGGGAACCAUGGGCAGCAACGCUCUGAGCUUCUCAAGCAGUGGGGGACCCGGGGCGCUCAAGGCCUACAACAUCAGGACCACAUCGACCACCCGCAGGGGCCCCCACAACUGAGCUCAUAUCGCCAAGCUUGUGGGCUUGGAGAGUCCCUGUACCCCUUGGCCCACACACACGAGGACCCCUCCUGCAUCAUGUCCCUGUCCCGAGACCGGAAGAUGGCUUGAAACUCCUGCUGGUUUUAAUAAAGUUCCUCUCUGGGUGAGCGUCA
Molecule: messenger RNA, 2650 nt
Organism: Peromyscus californicus insignis
Lineage: Eukaryota; Metazoa; Chordata; Mammalia; Rodentia; Cricetidae
Gene: Krt7
Product: keratin 7
Exons: 9
Coding region: 1114-2496 (460 amino acids)
Biological process (GO): intermediate filament organization; keratinization
Cellular component (GO): keratin filament
Molecular function (GO): structural constituent of skin epidermis
Source: RefSeq, a predicted model, not a curated record